CACCACCUUUCGCAUCGCACAAGAAAAGUUUGGGAAAGUAGUUCUGGCGAUGUCACUUGAUUCCUGGUUGCUAAAGAGACUGUAACGUUGGAUGAAUACAAUAACGAAUCUCACGUUACCCUCAACAAACAAACAUAAGGUGUGAUGGGCUGUGAGAAGGAGUAAACAUGGAACACUUUGAGGCUGCUCCAGGUUGUUGUGUUGUGUGUGUGUGCGCGCUUCACCCAGCUAUAAAGCUCCUCAUCUGUAGAUGACACCAGCAGAUGUUUGUGGAGCUGGCAUGAAAAUGGCUUCUCAGUGGAACACUGCCCGUGUGACCAGUGCAGAGAGGAAGGUGCCCCACACCCGUAUGGAGGAUGAGGCUGACCUCCAGCAAAUAUACUCAUUUGGGAGGAAAUUAGGUCAAGGUAGCUUUGGUGUCGUCUGUGAAGCCACCCACAACGAGACAAGGAAGAAAUGGGCUAUUAAGAAGGUGAACAAAGAGAAGGCUGGAAGUUCAGGUGUCAAACUGUUGGAACGGGAAGUGAGCAUCCUGAAACGUGUGAACCAUGCACACAUAAUACAUCUGGAGGAAGUCUUUGAAACACAAAAGAGGAUGUAUCUGGUUACUGAGCUGUGUGAGGGAGGGGAGCUGAAGGAGCUCCUUCAGAAGAACACACGCUUCACAGAGGAGGAGACCAGGCACAUCAUCUACAGCCUGGCUGAGGCCAUCGUCUACCUGCAUAAGAAGGACAUAGUUCACCGAGACCUGAAACUGGAGAACAUUCUAGUGAAGAGUUAUCAUCAUGGUGUUGAUAAUGACAUGAUCAAUAUCAAGGUGACAGACUUUGGGUUGUCAGUGAAGAAGGGGGGUGUUGGCAGUGAGAACAUGCUGAAAGCCACCUGUGGGACUCCUAUCUACAUGGCUCCUGAGGUGAUCAAUGCUCAUGAGUACAGUCAGCAGUGUGAUGUGUGGAGUAUUGGGGUCAUCAUGUACAUGCUGUUGUGUGGGGAACCUCCAUUCAUCGCCACCUCUGAGGAAAGACUCUUUGAGAUGAUCAAGAAGGGAGAACUCCACUUUGACGGACCCGUCUGGGAUUCUAUCAGUGAUGCAGCCAAGAAAGUGUUGAGUUGCCUCCUGAAAGUUGAUCCCGCCCAUCGCAUCACAGCCAAUGAGCUGCUGGAUAACCCCUGGAUCACGGGUGACACCAACACUCUGGCCACACCCACCAACGUGCUGGAGAUGAUGCGUCUGUUCCGGGAUGACCCGGAGGAGGCGGAGAGUGAGGAGGCGAGCGAGGUGGUCAGUGACGUGCUGAACGAGCUCUCUCUCAGCUGCUCCCAGGACAGCCUGACUCUGGAGCCCAGGGCAACGCUGGAGGACGGGGCAGGAUCAGAGCAUACAGUAACACUGGAACCUAGGGUUAGGCCUGAGAACAGGGCAGGGAUGGAGGGUGGGGCCAGGCUGGAGGACCAGGUAAGGCCAGAGCCCAGGGUGGCCUCAGCAUGCAGGAACAUUGCUGAGCACAGCUAUGAGGGAGACACAGACAGUAGCAGCAGCAAACCCACCACCCCCACCAAACAGAGACAGAAGAAGAAGAAGGUUGCUUCCUCAUCGUCCAAUGGACUGAAAACCAACAGCUCUGCUGUGAAGGUCUGCAACUCACUCAGUCCCCCCACUUCACAGGUGGCAAACUCUCCAGGCAGUCGAGUGCAAAUCGUCUCAGCCCACAGGACAAGAGCGAGACCCGCCCAACCUCUUCCCCAGUGGAGCCAGCUCCCAAACCAGUGGCCGGUCCAGGGAAGGCAGAGGCCCACAAACCCCCCCACACCCCCUCUGGCUCUAGACCUGGGAGCCGCUCCCCACGACCACCUCUCUGCAGCAGGCAUAAGAAGAGCUCCUAGGCACCAGCAGCAGAGUCCCCAUCCCCACGGGCGAGGCGUGCCAAAGGAGAGGACCCCAGUCAGAGGUGUACCCUUGGGGGUGGCAGGCCUGCUAGACACAUGACCUGUUGGUAUUCAUCUAUCCACUGCGUGACACACACCAGCCCUGGACUGAAUGAAUAGUCUCUCACACACCCACUGUGAUGUUGUUUUAGAAUGGCCAGUAGACAGGUGCUGAAGAUAGGUUUGUCAGUAGCAUCAGCUUGAAUGCAUUCAGAGGGUAAACCAGCAUGCUGUGGAAUCAGGAGAGCAAAUAAUUGACCUAGCAAUAAUUUCACAGUAAAGCACCUGAUUCCUGUUGUUCAAACUAUCCCUGUUGUGUCCCCACUGACCUAUCUUAGGCUACCUGUCGUUUCUGUUAUGCUUAGUUACAUACUUUGUCUGUAUUUUCCAUAUCAAACUCACUGACAGUCUGAGUCGUUUCAAAAUACACUCAUUAAAAAGUAGAUGGGGAAACUCAAAGGGAGUGUUCAUCUCUCUUAUUUAUUCCGUUGGGUUUAAUUCAUGAUUUAUUAGUGGUUCACUGGGUUGUGUAGCUGUUAGUGUUUUCUAUGUACUGUAAAAGUAUACUUUUCUAUUUCUUUCAGUAUCCUAACGGGCAAAUUUGGUAUGAAAGAUCUUCAAAGUGCUUUGUUUUUCACCACAAAUGUCAUUAACAUAAAAAUAGUCCAACAUUCAUUAGUAGUCUGACGACCAGGGGCUCAAGCUUGUCUGCUGUUUAUUCUUUUCAUUGAGCUGUUCUUAGGCUGAUUUAAGGAUGAUUGCCAAGCAUCAUGAGAAGAAACUAAUGUACAGAAACUCCAUUAUUUUGUGUUCAAUAAACAUAAUCAGAAAUGUGA
Messenger RNA from Salmo salar (Atlantic salmon), 2762 nucleotides. It is a transcript of the gene stk33, whose product is annotated as serine/threonine kinase 33. Gene Ontology annotation, molecular function: ATP binding; protein kinase activity. The record is from RefSeq and is a predicted model, not a curated record. Lineage: Eukaryota; Metazoa; Chordata; Actinopteri; Salmoniformes; Salmonidae. Gene Ontology annotation, biological process: protein phosphorylation.